Messenger RNA from Ceratotherium simum simum (southern white rhinoceros), 2928 nucleotides. RefSeq names its product THAP domain containing 9 (gene THAP9). The record is from RefSeq and is a predicted model, not a curated record. Lineage: Eukaryota; Metazoa; Chordata; Mammalia; Perissodactyla; Rhinocerotidae.
GAGCCCGCCUUUCCCGACAAAUAAAGGUCGCAGUCGACGAGUCAACGGGCGGAGCUAAAUUUAUCGUGAUUCAUGCUGUCGCGGGGACGCCGAAAGUGGAGCCCCCUUUAGCAAGAAGAUGACCCGAAGUUGCUCGGCAGUUGGCUGCAGCACCCGGGACACCGUGCUGAGCCGGGAGCGCGGCCUCUCCUUCCACCAAUUUCCAACUGAUACCAUACAGCGCUCAAAAUGGAUCAGGGCUGUUAAUCGUGUGGACCCCAGAAGCAAAAAGAUUUGGAUCCCAGGACCAGGUGCUAUACUAUGUUCCAAACAUUUUCAAGAAAGUGACUUUGAGUCAUAUGGCAUACGAAGAAAGCUGAAAAAAGGAGCUGUGCCUUCUGUUUCUCUAUACAAGGUUCUUCAAGGUGUACACCUUAAAGGUAAAGCAAGACAGAAAAUCCUAAAACAGCCACUUCCUGAUAGUUCUCAAGAGGUUGCUACUGAGGACCACAAUUACAGUUUAAAGAGACCUUUGACAGUAGGUGCAGACAAACUGGCCGAGGUGCAGCAGAUGCUACAAGUGUCCAAAAAAAGACUUGGUUCUGCAAAAAACUACAGGAUGAUCAAGAAGAGAAAGGGCUUACGGUUAAUUGAUGCACUUGUAGAAGAAAAACUACUUUCUGAAGAAACAGAGUGUCUGCUACGAGCACAAUUUUCAGAUUUUAAGUGGGAGUUGUAUAACUGGAGAGAAACAGCUGAGUACUCCACAGAAAUGAAGCAAUUUGCAUGUACACUCUACUUGUGCAGUAGCAAAGUCUAUGAUUAUGUAAGAAAGAUUCUUAAGCUGCCUCAUUCUUCCAUCCUCAGAACAUGGUUAUCCAAAUGCAAACCCAGUCCAGGUUUCAACAGCAACAUUUUUUCUUUUCUUCAACGAAGAGUAGAGAAUGGAGACCAGCUAUAUCAGUAUUGUUCACUGAUAAUAAAAGGUAUAUCUCUCAAGCAACAACUUCAGUGGGACCCCAGCAGUCACCAUUUGCAAGGGUUUAUGGACUUUGGUCUUGGCAAACUUGAUGCUGAUGAAACGCCACUUGCCUCAGAAACUAUUUUGUUAAUGGCAGUGGGUAUUUCUGGUCAUUGGAGAACACCUCUUGGUUAUUUUUUUGUAAACAAGGCAUCUGGAUAUUUGCAGGCUCAGCUGCUUCGUCUGACUAUUGGCAAACUGAGUGACAUAGGGAUCACAGUUCUGGCUGUUACGUCUGAUGCUACAGCUCAUAGUGUUCAGAUGGCAAAAGCGUUGGGGAUACUUAUUGAUGGAGACAACAUGAAGUGUACAUUUCAGCAUCCCUCAUCUUCUAGUCAACAGAUUGCAUACUUCUUUGAUUCUUGCCACUUGCUCAGAUUGAUAAGAAAUGCAUUUCAGAAUUUUCAAAGCAUUCAGUUUAUUAAUGGCACAGCACACUGGCAACAUCUUGUGGAGUUAGUAGCACUAGAGGAACAGGAAUUAUCAAAUAUGGAAAGAAUCCCAAGAAAACUUGCAAAUUUGAAAAACCAUGUACUGAAAAUGAAUUCUGCUGCCCAACUCUUCAGUGAGAGCGUGGCCAGUGCGUUGGAAUGUUUGCUGUCGUUAGGCCUGCCUCCUUUUCAAAACUGUAUUGGUACCAUCCAUUUUUUACGCUUAAUUAACAAUCUGUUUGACAUUUUUAAUAGUAGGAACCGUUAUGGAAAGGGACUUAAAGGACCUCUGUUGCCCGAAACUUAUAGUAAAAUUAAUCACGUGUUAAUUGAAGCUAAGACUAUUUUUGUUACAUUAUCUGACACUAGCAAUAAUCAAAUAAUUAAAGGUAAGCGAAAACUAGGAUUCCUGGGAUUUUUGCUUAAUGCUGAGAGCUUACAGUGGCUCUACCAAAAUUAUGUUUUCCCAAAGGUCAUGCCUUUUCCAUAUCUUCUAACUUACAAAUUCAGUCAAGAUCAUCUGGAGUUAUUUCUAAAGAUGCUUAGACAGGUAUUAGUAACCAGUUCUAACCCUACCUGCAUGGCAUUCCAGAAAGCUUACCAUAAUUUGGAGACCAGAUACAGAUUACAAGAUGAAGUUUUUCUAAGUGAAGUAAGCAUCCUUGACAUUUCAAUUGCUCGAAGGACAGACUUGGCCCUUUGGACAGUUCAGCGUCAGUAUGGUGUCAGUGUUAUGAAGACUCCUUUUCACAAAGAGGAUAUUUGCCAAGACUGGUCUAAUUGUUCGCUAAGUGAAGCACUGCUAGACCUGUCAGAUCACAGGCGAAAUCUCACCUGUUGUGCUGGGUAUAUUGCAAAUAAGUUAUCAGCUCUUUUAACUUGUGAGGACUGCAUCAGUGCACUGUAUGCAUCAGAUCUCAAAGCCUCUAAAGUUGGGUCAUUCUUAUGUGUUAAAAAGAAGAAUGGUUUACAUCUCCCUUCAGAAAGUCUAUGUCGAGUCAUAAAUAUUUGUGAGCGAGUUGUAAGAACCCAUACAAGAAUGACAGUUGAUGAACUACUUCCUCAACAGAGGGAAUUGUAUCUUCAACAGAAAAUAUUAUAUGAGCUUUCUGGGCAUAUUUAUCUUUUUGUACAUUUAGAUGAGCAUCUCUUUGAUGGAGAAGUGUGUGCCAUCAAUCACUUUGUAAAGUUACUAAAGGAUAUAAUAAUCUGUUUCUUAACGAUCAGAGCUAAAGAUGUAGCUCAAUACCCUUUAAACCACCAUACAGAAAGAACUGAAGUGAAAACUUUGUCAAGGAAACACUGGUCAUCUUUACAGGAUUACAGAAUUUCAAGUUUUGCUAAUACCAAUAAAUUCAGGCAUUUGCUAAGUAACGAUAGCUAUCCAUUCAAAUGAGGGACCUAAAAUAUAUUAAAAUUUUUAUUAAGAAUAUUUGGUCAACGUUUAUUUUAAAGUUCAAUUUACCAUAUAUUAUAAAUUGACCAUUCUGCACAGUG